GGGCUGGCAGGAAUCCCUUGGCUUGGAGCUGGGAUAACAAAGGCAGACUGAGAAUAGCAGUCAUUCCAGCAGCAGCAGCAUCCUCAGCCUGUACCAGCAGCAGCACCACGAUUUCCAGAGGAAGUGAGAAAUGGAGCUUGACUUUGGCCACUUUGAUGAGAGGGAUAAGACUUCCAGGAACGCACGAGCAUCUCGAAUGAAUGGCUUGCCUAGCCCUACUCACAGCGCCCACUGCAGCUUCUACCGGACCCGGACCCUGCAGGCGCUGAGCAACGAGAAGAAGGCCAAAAAGGUCCGGUUCUACCGCAAUGGAGAUCGCUACUUCAAGGGGAUUGUCUAUGCGGUGUCCUCUGACAGAUUCCGAAGUUUUGAUGCGCUGUUGGCUGAUCUAACCAGGUCGCUUUCUGAUAACAUUAAUCUGCCCCAGGGGGUUCGCUUUAUCUACACCAUUGAUGGAAUGAACAAGAUAGCCAACAUGGAUGAGUUAGAGGAAGGUGAAAGUUAUGUUUGCUCUUCUGACAACUUUUUCAAAAAACUGGAAUACACCAAAAAUGUGAACCCCAACUGGUCAGUCAACGUGAAGACAUCGGCCAGUAAAAAAUCCCCACAGUCUCUGGGGAGCUGCAACAACGCCCAGUCCAAGGAGAACAAGGACUUUGUGCGCCCCAAGCUGGUGACAAUCAUACGAAGUGGAGUGAAACCACGCAAGGCUGUGCGAGUCCUCCUCAACAAAAAAACAGCCCAUUCAUUUGAACAGGUCCUCACUGAUAUCACUGAAGCCAUUAAAUUGGAAACUGGCGUGGUCAAAAAGCUAUAUACCCUGGAUGGAAAGCAGGUAACCUGUCUGCACGAUUUCUUUGGGGAGGAUGAUGUGUUCAUUGCCUGUGGCCCUGAGAAGUUUAGAUAUGCACAAGAUGACUUCUCCCUGGAUGAAAAUGAGUGCCGUGUAAUGAAGGGGACUCCAGCUCAAACACCCAAAUCUUCUUCUUCUGCCAAUCUGAAGAGUGCAGCAAAGAGCCCAGCACCAUCGCGUCGGAGCAAGUCCCCUGCUGAUUCAGCCAAUGGAACAUCAAGCAGUCAGCUGUCAACACCCAAAUCCAAGCAGUCGCCAAUCUCUACCCCAACCAGCCCAGGAAGCCUUCGUAAGCACAAGGGAUCUUGCCCUAGAACCAUUUAAAUAUUGAACUGGAUCUGUACCUGCCCCUGUCUCUGGAUGAUUCUGAUUCCCUGGGAGAUUCUAUGUAAAGUCACUGAAUGUUGUCCCCAGUUGCCAGGAGUUUGCAGCAGAAAGAAGACCGGGCCAAACUGGUGCUUUCUUGACUUUGGAUACAAUAACAGCUCAGUUUUGUUUCCUUAUUUUUCUGAUUUACUGUGUGUGCCAUAAAUCUUUGUGACCCAAAAGAAUCCAUGUUAAUUUAAAGCAAAAACAGGCAAUUAGUUCCUCUCGGGCCAUUAAUAAACUACAGCUUCCUCGACACUGCCGAUGGGCAUGGAAGGCAGCUGUAGUGGAACAAUGGUCAGAAAGCCAUGUGCUGGCUAUGAGUGGCUUGUAGUGAUGAAGCAGGCUUCAAAUGUGUGUGUGUGCCAAGUUCCCUAUUCUGAAAGAUUUCUGAUCUUCAAUAUGGCAAAGCAAUGGGCUGGUAAUAGUGCCAUUGUCACCAAAUCGGGUCACUGGCACUAUCAGUAAUCUCUUUAGCUGUGUUCCCUUUAUAGGUGGCAAAGUAAGGCAAUCCAAGGAGCACUAGGCUUAUGUACAGACUGUACUGCUGAUUCUAUUUGUAUUUUAAUGGUAAUCAAGCCCUCAGUCCCCUCUUGAUCACAAUGUUCCACUGAUAAUACAACACCAGACAAACCCUAAUGGGGUUGGCAUUCAAACACAAGGCAAUACACUAUAAGGUCUUGGGCCAUAAUGCAUUGUCGAACUGUUAAUCCCCACAUACGAUUUGCAUCAAUGGGUUUUAGGCUCAGCACUGCUAUUCAGCUGCACUCGGUUUUACCACCCCACAGAAAAUCAAUGUGCCAGGACACACGCACUGAAUUGGCACCUUUACCAGAUUUGAUAAAUGUAUCUGUUCGUUACAACCUUUCCUGGCUCUCAGGAUUGUUUGGAUAAAUCUGAAAAAAAGUUGUUUUUUUUAAUUGCUGGAAAUCCUUUCAUAAAUCUCCCACACAAUCUGUAUCCUUGAAAAAAACUCACUGUUUGCCCUUUGUAGUGAUGUAGAGAUAAAGGGUGAUAUUAAACAUACUUGCCCAGCAUAACGUUGGGAUAAAAUGCAUUGUGGCUACUGUGCGGUAUCAGUCUAUUUACAAGCUAGAUCAGUUAAUUUAUCAGCCCAAACAUCAUUUUCUUUCCUUUUUGAAGCAGGGCAAUACAGUUAACUGUAUUGCCCUGCUUCAAAAAGGAAAGAAAAUUAUAUUUGGGCUGAUAAAUGAACUGAUCUAGCUUUUUGCUUGUCUGGUUUUAGAUUAUGCUUACUGCUUCAUUAAUUGAUUAAUACAUGCAAAUGGCAUAUUUAGUGCAUUCAUGGUAGCAAAGAAGACAUCAGCUUGGCCACCAUAGCCAAGUCCCCUGGAAAUCAUGCAUAGCCAUAUGGGCACUUUGUGUUUUUUAGCACAACUCUGACUUCCCCUCUCCAAUCUGAACACAUCCAUCAUGUUUUAGUAUUGUGCUCCUGUCUAGCACCAGCCAACACUGCCAAUGGGAACAUGACUUCUUAUUUUAGCAGCAGAUGGUAGAAAUGUUUGUAAAAAUAGAAGCAAAUCUGAAGGAUACGAAUCACUUUUUGUAACUGAAGACAUUUAUACGCUUGGAAGAUAUAGGUCGGAAAGGUUGCUGAGUUUAUCAGUAAACCUGCCAUGGCUCUGUGGCUCUAAUCUCUUAAUACUGUACUCAAUCAAUUUAGGGAUAUUAUAUGAACGCAAUGAGGGGAUUUUAUAAAAAGAUUUGGGGAUAAUACCAGAGAACAGGUGGGAUGCAAGCAAAUACCACAAAGUGGCAGUAUUUCAUGAUAAUCCACAGCAGCUAAACUGGGUUUAAACAUGGAACUGAAAUCUGCACAGGAUAAGUGUAAAUGAUAUGCCUUGAAGAUUAAAAUACCAACCUUGUUAGACACCUUGUGGGUAUUAACCCAGUAUGCUAUCUUAGAAGCAAUAUUUUUACAGCCUAACUUGCUUUAACCUUUAGAAUAAUAUGCUGGAAAAUGCUGGGAGCUGUACGAUGUAAUGCUAGGAAUGGUAUCUUUUCCUUCAAAGCUCUGUUAUAUUUUCACUAUUGCAGCUUAUCUAAUUAAGACUUUGUUUUUACGUAUGCUGCUGUGAUUAGGAACUACCCUUAAAAAGCUUGGCCAUAAACAAACAGUUUAAAUCGUUCAGCAGCACUAGUGAUUCUGUCUUAUAGAUGUUUGUAUUAACACUAAUAACUGUAGGUCAGUAUCGACUGUGUGCUAUGGAUUGGCAUUAUUCCAAUAUAUAAAAAUAGAUAUAUAUUUCUAUAUUACAUUUUGAACUUUUACAUACCACUGGUCAGUGAUGCCAUGCAUUGGUCUGCCACCAAUACCACCGUGAUUGGCAAUAUCUUGGUUACUCAGAACUGAUCAUUCUGAAGAAGCAAGCCUGGCUAGCAUGGUCAAUUAAUGACCCUAGUCAGCAGAUCUGACAAACGUGUUGCUCUGUGUCCCUACAGGCUUACUGAUCUUUCAGCCUGAGGGCCAAGCAUGCAUGAUCUGGCUGUGUACUGCCUUUUAACAGGAACUACACCUUAUAGUAGCUAAUUACAGCACAUAAUUACACACCUAGUGCUAGGUGCAUAAAUGGUCCCAAAACUGAAUCCAUAAAAUGUACUUGCUUUCACUUAUCCAUAUUAGUACCGUGUACUGAUCUGUCGGUUGCACUUUCUUUGGUGCAUGAAGUGCAAAGACCAACACAUGUGGCACAAAGAAGCACAAACUUCUGCAUUGGCCCAAUGAUAACUACAAAAGUUUCCUUUCUUGUUGCCCCUAAAGGUACUUGUUAUUAUGCCAUAAGAAUUACAUGCAGUUACAGCGCAUAUAAGUUUACUACAUUUCAGCCCUCAUUUACCACCUGCACCUUAUGUACCUUGUGCAAAUAGUCUUUAGCAAAGGAUCCCUUAAAUCUUCCAUAGCUGCUGAGAUAAAAGACAUGAUAAAGCUCAUUGUGUGACCAAAACUCCUGUUCACAAGCACAUAAACCAUACAGUGUUUCUGAACCAAAUGCAAAAAGAACACUGAAUUAUUUAAACUUCUACUUAAACCUCUGCUCCUUAUUUUGAUUUGUUGACAUGUUUAAAACACAUAAGAGCCACACACAGCCUGUAAAAUAUCCUUAUUUAGUUGCUUAUCGAUGUCAUCAGUUAUAAUUGGUGCUUGGAGAUGUCAUUUGUAUCACACGUCUCAUUGAAACCUGUGUAUUAAAACAUGUAAUGUACUCCCUGGCUUAAAAUGUAGGGAUAUUAGACAUUGGAGUUCCAUGACCUGUAUAAAAGCAUUUGGCUUGCUACUCUGUAUUUAGUCAAAAAACUCCCCACUGUCAUCUAAUGUCUUUGUAUUGAUAGGAGGUACAUUAUUUACUAUAUAAAACGCCCCCCAUAUUGCCUGUCAGGUACAACUUGCCUUAUAUUUUUCCACUCUGGACGCACUGAUACACUAUUUAUAGCUAUCCAACCUCUUGUAGCAAAACACAGAACAGGUUUUUGUUUUUAACAAAUAUAAUAUGCUUAAUCUUUUUUUUUACAAAAUCUUCAGGAACUUUCUACUGACUUUUUUUAAUUCUGGAAUCUAAGGCAUACAGUUUUGUGGGGGGAACCGAUUUCAAUAACUUUAUGGUAACUCAUCAUGGCAUCAGGAUAUAUGGCAAAGCUAAACCAUGAGAAUUUGUAACUGUUUUGAUAUACUUUAUAACGCAUUGAAGUCAAGUUUUAGGUAGUAGAAUAACGCAUUUGUACUGACUGCAGGCCGAAGCCUGUCAGUGUAAACUGCAGACACGCUGUCACUAUGUUUUAAUGCCUGGGUACAAAUAUUUUCCCAUUUCUAGACUGAAAUAGAAAAUAGAGCCAAAUUAAAGGGGACACUAUAUGAUUUUUUCAAUAAGUUAAAGCUCUGCAGGGCUCUAUCAUGGCUUGCCCCUUCAGACAAGUUGAGUUUAGGUGCCCUAGAAAAAGAACACCACAACGCUUAUAUGUUAAGGAAGCAAAUCCCUGUUAUUUAAAGGGCAAGCUACUAAAAACUGCUGGCGGUUUAGUAACGUGCCUGCAUAUUGCUCUCUCCAACAAGGAUCUCUUUAAAUACCUCCUGUCCUGUAUCAGGCUGUACUUAUAGGGUUCCUUCUGCACUCUGGAGAGGGCACAGACAUUCUAUAUAGUAUAUGCCUCUUGGAACACUUUGGUUCCACCUACUUAAUUAGAGUGUCAUUAACAGCAAGUGCAUGAUGCCUCACAGGCUCAGGGGCACAGUGACAUAGCCCAUAGUAUAUCUAGAGCAAGAUAUUCUCAAACCAUCUGAUUAUUUAAUAAUAAAACAGUGUUUUUGUUAUUAGGGUAUUAUAAUAUAGAGGGCGCUACUAUGGGAGCAGGAUAAGCAACGGUAAUAUUUAUAAAAUAUGCUUAAUGCACUUUAAAAAAAAAAAAACAAUUGGCUGUAUCUGAUGUGGUAUUAGAUGGUGAAAUGUCAUCAGUUUUUAUGCCUAAAUAUGAAGCUAAAAGUCAUCCAAUUUGUGUAAAAUAUAGUAAAAGCAAGGGUCCUUAAUUUACUUAUGUUUGAUAACAGACCUCCCUUCACCCCCAGCCCAAAAACAACCAGUAAGGUACUGUGGUUUCCCAGAACAAAGGUUUAGGCACAUUCUAGCAUGAGCACAAAUAUGUUAAUAGAAAUCUAAGUAUAAAGUGACACAGAUGCAAUGACAGUGACCAGACAGAGCACUGCUUACUGCCCAUGCCAUGCAGUCUCCUACAUUAAUUUUCCCCAGGGUGUCUUACCUCUAUUGUAUUCUAAAUGCAGUUAAUAUACAUUCAUAUAUAUAAUUCUAAGUGGCCAUUCCUACUGAGAGCAUGGUUUCUGGAACAUUAAAAAAUGUACACAAGCCCCCUGCAGAUAUAUAUUGUUUUUUAGAUUUGACCAGGGGGGGUGAGGCUUCUGCCUCAGGGGCCCCUGCACCCCCCAAUGGCCUCGCCGCCUUCACACCCUCCCCCUGCCGGGGCCCCCCCACACCCGUCCAACCCCCUCCCCCGAGCGUGCCUAAAUAAAACUUACAUGAAGUGCGUAAGGGGGAGGGAGACUGGAGAAUCAGUGGAGCACCCUGCUGGGGUGAGGUCUGGGCCGAUGGGGCCCACCGUGGUUUUUUCCGGUGCCACAGCGGCCCAGUCCAACACUGGAUUUGACAGUGACAGGGUUGAUUAUUUUUGGGCUUAUUUGAUACAAUUUAGAUAUCCUUUCAUUAAUUGUCCCAAUUAACUACUGUACUAUUUCUUGGAGUAAAUUGUUGAAAAUGAAAUAUUUUUACUUGCCCCUAGGUUUAGCCAUAAUCUGCUUGCUGGCUGCAGUUUCAAAGUGCAGAGGCUCAGUAAGCACAAUAAUAACAUACAGUUUGCUUUCUGUUCUGGUUCAAAAGACUUUACCUUGGUGUUUAAGGUUUUUAAACCUUAAACACGAGUAGUCACAUUUCAUACGUGCAAAGUAAAUUGUCGUUUAUGGGUAUAUAUAUAUAUAUGCUGCAUAUAGUCAUGUGGCAGUGCUUAAGCCCACUACUGGAGCAAUGUUUAUUGGGUAUUACUAUAAAUGUGGGCUUUAUUAUGAAUGCCAGGGGAUCCUGCAGAAGCUGUAUAACCAUGAUUUCACACAAGGAAGCAUGAGGAUAUCUGCACCAAUUAAUGGCUAAUGACAAGGACUUUUUUUAAGGUCUAGCUCUGUGUGGUUUAUUGUGAAUACUUGGGUUGACUUAAAUAACACCAUGCUCCCAAAUCAAACAUCAAACCAUACUGUAAGUCUAUGAAUGUUUAGUUGACAAGAUUCUCAUGUGACUAGUACUUUUUUCAAUGAUUAUGGCUUCUCCAAUGAUUUUCUCAUAGAAUGGAAUUGUGCAGUGAUUGAAGACUUUGGUUACUUAUGACAGGUCCACGGGCCAAACUGUAAAUUAUCUGGCAUGGGAUAGGAUAACAGGCAAUUAAGAAGUCAUUUUUGUUUUAAACAUUUAGAAUAUGGGUGGGGGUCAAAAAUAGUUUAACAUGGUGACUGGAUACAACCACAGUCUAGUUAGUUGAUAGCCCCCACUGGUAUACGUACAGGGGUUAUCACCUGCCCUAGAAGCAGUUGCUGCAGUCCUGUAUUGAUCUGGUCAGUGAUCCCAUGGGCAGAUGGAUAGGAUUAGUGAUAUUUAUCAUACAAACAAGAUUUGUUUGUAAUACUUCCCAGCACUUUUUUGUACACAAUUAAAAUAUAUAUAUAAUCUGUGUGUGGUAGUUUGUGGUUUUGCCAGAAAGAAUGAACCAUGUUCCAGGCUGGUGCUGAAAGUCUACGCAUGCGAAGACCAUUUUAUUACAAGAUUUGACAUUUGUAUAUAUAGUUAUCAUGAAGAACAUUUUGGGGGGUAUCUGUGGGUAGUACCCAUCAUUUUGGCAUAGAAGUGUAUCUGAGUGAUGGAUUAGGAAAGUUUAGGGUCAAGGUAAUUGUCUGGGAUAAAGCCCAGAUACAAAAUAUUUAGCAGUAAAAUAAAUUUUGGGUACAGAUCUAGGUUUUAUCUGCUUUUCUACAUAUGUAAAAAAAUGAUUUUUUUAGUGAAAACCUUUUUAUAUGGUAUUGUUUCCAAUUUUCGACUUUGAUAAGACAAUAUUCUUUCGACUUCAGCCCUUUCGUGAACACGCUAUGAGUGCCCCACCUAUUUUUAGGUAUAAUGUUUAUUAGAAUUAAAUAUUGCUAACCCCUAUUUUACACUUAGCAGAAAAUAACAUGUGUCUUUAGGGGUGAAAUAACCUGAUAUAACCUAUGGUUCUGCAGAGCAUGUGGGAAGAAAGGGGAUAUCAGUUAUCAGAGCAAGAUAAAGAGAGCAGGGAAAAUGGGAGCAGCCAUACGUUCUAUCAUUGCCCAACUGGCUUUUUGUUGAAGUGCAACUCACACUGACGGUUGAAGGCCUCUUUGGGGUGCUGAUAUUCAUACUUCAACACCAUUUGAAGGUCCAUAGAGAACCCUACUAGCCCCUUAAAGUUUGGUUUGUCCAGGGCCCCAUCACCACUAAAGAGAAGCCCAAUGUAAAACAAGACCCAACACACUCAGGGCCGGAACUAGGGGUAGGCAGAAGAGGCAGCUGCCUAGGGCGCAACGAUUGAGGGGCGCCAGGCAGGAGCC
This is a messenger RNA of Xenopus tropicalis (tropical clawed frog), 8351 nucleotides long. It is a transcript of the gene dcx, whose product is annotated as doublecortin. Gene Ontology annotation, molecular function: microtubule binding. The record is from RefSeq and is a predicted model, not a curated record. Lineage: Eukaryota; Metazoa; Chordata; Amphibia; Anura; Pipidae. Gene Ontology annotation, cellular component: cytoplasm; neuron projection. Gene Ontology annotation, biological process: retina development in camera-type eye; axoneme assembly; central nervous system development. Bases 131 to 1177 code for a protein of 348 amino acids. The transcript has 8 exons.